AACGAAACCCUGCAUGUCUAACCUGUCUAACGAACUAAAUCCCAUUCCCAACUCAACCAAACCGCCAAACCGCCAACCGAAAAUACUCAAAAGAAGGAGAAAAAAGCAACAUCGAUAUACAUUCAUCCCCCGAACCACCUUUUUAGCGAUUCAUGAUAUAAUUCGUAAUUCGACAUAAUUGAAACUUGGCCAAUUGAUUGACGCGUUGUAAUCUUCAUUUCCGCGCUUCAUCAUUUAAUUGCAAAGACGAGCGAGCUCAUUUCAACCCUUUCUCGUCUCGUCUCGUCUUGUCUGGUCUCUGUUUUCCUCACGUCUUCUCUCGCGCGACCGAUUUUUACUGGUCAAAAUCCGAAUCUCAUAAUAUCGAAUCGAUGCGCACAUACAUUAAGCGUCCAUGACUACUCUCGUGCAGACCCGUCAGCCAUUACAAGUCCUGAGCAUGAGCAAUCAGCCCAAGCGCCGCAGGAGCUCGCGCCUUGCUGCAUAUGAUGAGCAGGAUGGUGAUUUUCUCUUCUCCCGGGGUUCGAAGCGAGUAAAAACACAACCGGAUCCAAUACCAGAGGAUGAACUUGCGCCAGCACCCGCUCCAGCACCUGCGCCCGCACCAGUAGCAAGAAGAGGUAGACCGAGCAAAAAUAAGGAGAAAGAACGCCAAGCAGCAAAACCAGCAACAAAACCAGCACCACUACCAUCAUCACCACCAGCACCAGCACAAGCACCAGCACAACCGGCAACGAGAAGGAAUGCAAAGCGAAGGUCCAGUCAAAUAACAUCUGAUCAGGAUGGCGCGCCAUCACCGCCACCACCUCCGGCGCCACCGCAAAGGGGUACACGUCGAAGAGGCCGUCCAUCUGCAGAGAAACAAGUAAUUGAGCAGGAAAAUGAGCCGGUGAAAGUUGCGAAUGAGCCCACUAAGAAGAAGUCGAAGAAACGGAUAGAGGAAGUUCCCGAGGAGGAACCAGCUCAAUUGACCCCUGUGGAUGUGCUGAAAACGCGAGGCGGAGACAAUUCGUCGGAACCUAAGAAGAUUGCCCUCCCGUUCAGUGAUACACCAAUUAUGAACCGGAAUAAAGAGAUGCGGAGGAAGACUGGUGCUCGUAGGAGUAGUCUCGGUAUGCGUGGUCGGCGAGCAAGUUCCUUAAUCGACAACGGCCAUAAUGCGAUACCACACAAAGCCGUGGACUCAGCCGAAUUCUACAAGCAUAUCGAAGCCGACUUAAUAGAGCCGCGACGUAUGAAACAGCUCCUUACGUGGUGCGGUGAACGAUCGCUAUCGGAGAAGCCACCGCUGGGUUCUACGAAUUCUAACGAAAUUCUUGGAGCCCGAGCGAUUCAGGAUCAGCUCCUGAAGGACUUCUCUACGAAGUCAGAAUUCUCGGAUUGGUUUUCACGAGACGAGGUUCCACGACCGCCGGCCAUAGUGAAGCCAAAUCCACGGAAUAUCGAGCACGAGGAGAAGAUUGUAGCAUUAGAAGAGAGGAUAAAAAGGUUAAGAUUUGAAAAGAAGACAUGGCAAACCCUGAAGCAACCACCUCCAGAAUUACCGCCACUAUUCCCAUCAUCCGAGACAGAUCCGUUACCGUUACCAGACGCCUCCCUCCUGGAUUCCGAAGAAGCACAAAUAUUCGCUUCCCUCACUAAUACAUCGGCGUCGAUACGACCACAGAAGAUCAAAUCUCAGCUCCAAAACCUUCAGGCAUCGCUCGAAUUCAAGGUCGACCACCUCGCAGGAAACGUGCACAAGCUGGAACAACGGGUGACGACAGGAGGGCAGCAGGCAGACCGCGUGCUGGCCCUCAGCGCGGCGAGAUUAAAAGAACGCGAGGAGAAGGAGAGGGCGAGCGCGGGCACUAAGGAUAUGCCCGUCAUGGAGGUCUUGAGGAGUUUAGGCAGGUUGCUGCCGCCGGAAGGUGGAGGAUGAGUUGAGUGAGUGUGGAGAGACGAGAUGAGGAGAGGCGGGAGAAUAACCUAUCUACCUACCUACCUGACCUACCUGACCUAACCUAACCUAACCCUAUCCUACAUAUAGAGGAAGGGAAAAGGGAAAAACUUUGUAACGAACGUCUGAAUGGCUAUACAUACAAAUGUUUUGGUCCCGGACUACUUACUUAGUUUUACCUGUUGAUUAGGAAACGAGAUGAAGACAAGAGAGAAGCAAACAAAGAUACCUUUUUCUUGUUCAUUCAAUCGUUUUUUUUUAUUUGGGGAUUCUUUUUUUGCUUUUUUUGCUUUGGAGGUUUUGGAGGCCCUUGAGGUCGCUGAAGUCCUUGAGAUUUUGAGGCUCUUGAAAUUCUCAAGGUUCUUGUUCUUCUCGUAUUCGCCGUUCUCGGCAGAGACAAUGGCGGAGAGAGAACAAGAGUAGGGGGGGAACCUGUACAUAACCUACUCAAUGAGUAAGGAAAGCAGGACUGGAGUCGGGAGUUUAUAACAGCAGGAAGGGAAAUAAAUAUGGACGGGG
This is a messenger RNA of Hypoxylon fragiforme, 2458 nucleotides long. Its product is annotated as Mis12-Mtw1 protein family-domain-containing protein. NCBI's taxonomy places the organism in Eukaryota, Fungi, Ascomycota, Sordariomycetes, Xylariales, Hypoxylaceae. Bases 395 to 1921 code for a protein of 508 amino acids. Gene Ontology annotation, biological process: cell division; mitotic sister chromatid segregation. The transcript is spliced from 4 exons. The record is from RefSeq and is a predicted model, not a curated record. Gene Ontology annotation, cellular component: MIS12/MIND type complex.